Messenger RNA from Lasiodiplodia theobromae, 1554 nucleotides. RefSeq names its product F-box domain-containing protein. The transcript is spliced from 2 exons. NCBI's taxonomy places the organism in Eukaryota, Fungi, Ascomycota, Dothideomycetes, Botryosphaeriales, Botryosphaeriaceae. Bases 1 to 1554 code for a protein of 517 amino acids. The record is from RefSeq and is a predicted model, not a curated record.
AUGGCCUCCUCCACCGGCAUCCUGAGCCUCUCCAACGAGCUGCUGCGCGACAUCCUCGACCACAUCGAGGCAGACCCGGAGAAGCAGGUCACCGUCGACCGCCGCUCGUACCUGUCACAGGAGAGCUUCAAGCCGCCCCCGCCACCCGCGCCCAACCAGGCGCAGGACAUCGGUGCCUUCCGCCUCACGUGUAAGAGGUUUUCCGAGUUGGGUGCCGUGUGCCAGUUUGCCCGUGUCACCACCCGCUUCUCCCGCAAGGGCUUCCGCCGGCUGGAGAACAUCGCCGCCCGCCCGCACCUGUCCCGACAUGUCAAGAAAUUCAGUUACAUGGUGCCGUACUUCUACGUAGAGGGACGCGAGCGUAUCCACCAGCUGCUGCCCGGCCUGCAGGACAGCCUGGGCGUCUCGGACGUGCGCCACUUUGUGCGGAAGAUCAACGAGCAGAAAGAGAUUGUGAGCUCGGGUGAGGACGAACAGGCCCUCAAGCACGCACUGGCUGCCUUCACCUCGCUACAGCAUGUCCAAAUCCUGCGCGUACAGGACCAAGAAACGGCAAAUCUGCUGUCCUAUAUCCGCCAGCACGAGCAUCUGAAUCAGCUCGUCGAGCUGAGAUGGGCCCCGGCCUGUUCACAUAGCGCCAAAACCCUCGGCGCCGCGCUGCUCGAGUCCCGCUCGCCGUGCUCCCGCUUCUCCUCGCCCAUGCUCAGCCCUCAGAGUGCAAUAGUUCUGGCAUCACAUCCCCCCAAGGCUUUCACCGCGCUAGCAGAGAGGCUUACGUGUUUAGAACUCCACUUCGAUGACGGCACCGACUUGGACAACAAGAUGAGAGAGCUCUCGGACCUGUUCAAACUCGUCUUCAACGCCGCCAAAAACAUGCAGGCGGUCCACGUUGGCUUCCCCUCGCACCGGCCUCUCAGCCUAAGGCUGGAAGAAAUAUUCCACAACGUCCGUUGGGACAAGCUCCUGGCGUUCGGCAUCCAGGCGUGGCGACUGGACGCGGAUGAGAUCAUCGCCCUGGCGCAGCGGCAUCGGGACAGGCUAAAGGGCCUGCGGCUCAGGGAUGUUUUGCUAAAGGAUGGCAGCAUGUGGAAAGAUGUGCUAGCGUUUUUGCGCGACGACAUGAUUCGGCUGGAUUGGGUGAGCUUGCGGCGCAUAGGCUACGCGAAGCACUUUGACGAGCAAUGGGCGGUAGCUGGAGCCGAGGUCCCGGACGAUCCGCCAGGCGGGGCCAGCGAAAGUGACGACGAAAGUGACUGGGAUCCCCACGCCACAGCCGAGCAGGACGAUUCGGAGGUGUCACUGGAGGACAUGUCAGAUUCCUCUUCGGAUCACGACCACUCGGACGACGAUAACGGGCCGGAAGAGGAGGGCAUGGAUUUUCCGAUGAUCUCACCCGACACGCCGUCGUCGGUACCAUGGUGCAAUUGCGGGAGGAAUUCGUUCUUGGAGAGCCCAGAAGCGCUAGGUGAUAAUGGACUUUUCGUAUCCAACGCACAACGGAAGAUAUGGGAGAAAUGGGUCGUGAGAAGGUGCCCAGAACACAGUCAACGAUGA